GAAAAGUUCUCUAGAAGACGACUUUCAAUCCAUUCUCCAAGUUCCCUUCAUGGGAAUAAGAGCUAAAGUUAUAGAAGUUCCGGAGACACUGGAUAAAUUUAUUCCUCUUCAGGAAGUCCUGUUAAAACUAAAGGAGCAGAAGAAAGCUGAAUCUCAGUCUACGACUGAUGCUGGGCCCACAACCAGUAUUAUGACUGUUUUUCUUUCUGGAAGUAAGCCUGGUGAGUUUACAACUAGUUUGCGCACUGUCACUUUAACUCCGGAGAGACAAAAGAGAGAAAUAAAUCCGUCCCAACCCACCCAUCUUCCUCAAAUCCCAAUCACUCAGAUGGGCAUUCUUGAAGAUGUGGAUAAUGAUCAAAUAGAUUCUGAGUUGGACCUACAAGGAUCUAUUUUAAACAGUGAUUGCUUGAAUAGAGUCACUGUAACAGUAACAGUCACAGAAUCUGUUACAGUUACCAUCUAAAAGAGCAUCUGUAACACUAAAGUAACAGAAACUGUUACAGUUGCAAUCUAUGAGAAUAUAUUUAUCUGUGUAACAAUCACAGAAUAUGUUACAGUUACAAUCUACGAGAGUGACUGUUACAGUAGCAGUUACAAAAUCCGUUCCAAUCAAAGUUAUGAAAUAUGACGGAAAAUGAAAUUGUAUUCGUAUAGUGUACAUAAAUGUUAUAAAUCAGUGCUCAAUAUUGGUAGAGUACAUAAAUUUUAUAAAUCAGUGCUCAAUAUUAAACCUUGAUCAGUUAAAACAGUGAAUAUCGUCUUCUAUCAAGAAAUGUUAAAGGGACAGUCAGCUGUAAGCGACCCACAAUUAAAGAAUGCCUGAUUCACAUUCACAACGGUAUCCUUUAAAUCUUUAACUGAGCACUACACUGGAAACUUUACUAUUGGAAACCCUUAAUCUCGAUAGCUUACUUAAGAAUAUCCACUGUGGAAACUUAUGAUUUUCUUAAUCUUCUUUUUUGGUACACUCUGAUUCGUAGAAUUCUAAACACUUUAGUGUAAAACGAUUAUAAUAAUCUGGAGAUUAAAAAGAAGAGGAGAUCAAGCAUUGAUCUCGAUAUUCACAAUUCUAAAGUUUUCAGCGUUGAUAAGGAGGAAAUCGUUGUUUUUUUACCUUAAAAAGCAGUAACACUUGUUGAAUUUCAAAUUUUGACUCUAAAACACAAAUUUUCAA
Eurytemora carolleeae is the source of this 1177-nucleotide messenger RNA. RefSeq lists its product as uncharacterized. The transcript has 4 exons. The record is from RefSeq and is a predicted model, not a curated record. Lineage: Eukaryota; Metazoa; Arthropoda; Copepoda; Calanoida; Temoridae. Bases 50 to 466 code for a protein of 138 amino acids.